Molecule: messenger RNA, 1378 nt
Organism: Lottia gigantea (owl limpet)
Lineage: Eukaryota; Metazoa; Mollusca; Gastropoda; Lottiidae
Exons: 7
Coding region: 19-789 (256 amino acids)
Cellular component (GO): membrane
Source: RefSeq, a predicted model, not a curated record
UGUUCUACUGGUGACCUUAUGGGAGCACUGGGUUUAUUUGUUCAAGGUCUUCUAGCGUUUUUAGCUUUUACCUCAUUGAUUGUAAAAAGAUACUGUGAACCAAAACAUUCAAGGAGACCCUGGAAGAUAUGGUUUUAUGAUACAUCGAAACAAGCGCUGGGUGCUGCUGUUAUACAUUUUGCUAAUGUUUUUUUAGCUGACAAAUUUCAGGGAGAUCACAAUGAUCCUUGUACAUGGUAUUUUAUAAGUUUUCUGUUAGAUUCUACAGUUGGGUUAUUAGUUAUCUAUAUUGGGUUAAAAGUCACACAGAUUAUAGCCAGAAGAAAGCAAUGGAAAUCAUUAUAUUUUGGAGUUUAUGGGGAUCCUCCCAACUGUACAUCAUGGAUUGGGCAGUGUUUAUUAUAUAUUAUUGUAGUAUUAAUAGAGAAAGUUUUAAUGGCAUUAUUAGUUCAGUUUAGAUUCUGGACAGAUGUAAGAAAGUUUAUCAUGUCACCUAUAAAAGAACCUCAAUUUGAAUUGGUUAUAGUCAUGUUUUUAGUACCAUUAGUUAUCAACGCUUUCAUUUUCUGGGUGGUGGAUAAUUUUCUGAAACGAAGUAUUCAAAGUGCAAAAACUAUUUAUGUGAACAGUGAAGAAAGUUCAGUGAAAUUUUUCAAGUCUUCUGAACGUGUAAAAUGUUAUAAUAGAAUAGAAAAGACGGAAGAGUCUGAUGUGUUUAUGUCUGCUGAUGAGGAUGUAGAUCUGAGACAGAGAACUGGAGAUAUGGAAGAAAGAUUAAUACAGCCUUAAUAUGUUAUUGAUACUAUGGGAUAGAAUCUUAUUAUUCACUUUAUCAGAUUAAAGAUAUAGGUCUACAUAACAUAACUUGAUAAAAAAAACACCUCAGACUUGUUUGUACAUGCAGAUUAUAUGAAAUAUCUAGUUGAGUAAGAUAUUUACGCACAUCUAAAGAUAAUUCAAAGCCUAAAGUUUUAUAUUCCUUAAAGUGAAUAAUUAGUUGACUCAUUCUUUGUUAUCUACUGUUACUAAAUCUACAUGUACUAAUCACGUUUACCAGCAAUAUUCAUAAUCUUGUCACACAUCAUGGUUUUGAAAUUUGAACAAUAAUUAAUGCUGAAAAAAAAGGUCUUCGUUCUACAGUUGUUUGAUAUAUUGAUUUGAUGAGCUUUAAGAAUAUUUUUAUUGUAAGUUUUUGAUUAGGUUAUCUUGUUAUUUUGGUAAGGGUAUGUAGUAAUCAUGACAAUUGAAUUUUAAUUUCUAAAUCUUGGCCAAGUUUUGUCAUUUGAAAUCUGACUGAAAUGCUGAUGUAGAUGUUUCCUUUCAUAUUUUUCACAGUCUUACUGCAAUAGCCAAUCAAAAUCUGUCAAAGUUUUUCUUU